AGCGCUUCACAAAAAGCCCGACGAGCAGAGCGAAGAGGAGGAGGCUACCAGCGGAGGGGGGUAGCCGAUUCCCGGAGAGGAUUUUCUGUUCACGUUGUCCGUAUCAUCAAGUCGUGACGGCGGCGAACGGAAACAAAGAUAAAAGCACCAUAAAACAUGGUGCCCACUCCCGGAGAAGAUCUUCCGUCGGGCCUGUGAGUGUCGGCAGGUUUCCAACCGCCGCCUCUUCGGGGGAUUCUGCUGUCUGAGUCCGACCUGACCCGCGACACGGCCAGGCGAUGACAGCGGCAACAGCCACUCCGCAGGUGAUGAGAGACCGGCUUCUACAGGCCAUCGACGGCCAGAGCAAUAUAUGCAAUAUGGUGGUAGUUAUGGAGGUAAUCUCUUUUUUGGAGAAAUAUCCUAUCACCAAAGAGGCACUGGAGGAAACCCGUCUUGGCAAGCUCAUCAAUGAUGUCCGGAAAAAAACCAAGAAUGACGAUCUUGCAAAAAGGGCCAAGAAGCUCCUGCGAAACUGGCAGAAGCUGAUUGAGCCAGAGAAAGCUGAGGCGUUGUCCAAAGGACACAUCAGUGCGUCGUGGUCUUCCAAUGGUGGCGCUCAUCCCUGCAUCUCCGCUCCAGCUGCCACCCCGCCAUCAGGUAAAACAGGGUCAGAGUUGAAGAACAGAAAUGACUUCAACAACUGCUACUCCUUGAGGGUGGAAAAACUGAGCAAUAGGAAACGUAAGGGUGACCAGAAGGAAGGACAGCUCUUGCCAGCCAAGAUAUCCAAAUCAGCUCUAAAUGAUAAAAUACAAAACUCCAAACAGCUGUCAAUCAAUGGAAUUGGCGGUAGCUCUGAAAUAUUUACAGAUACACGUGCACAUUUAGACAAGCCUUUAGACAAGGAGAUUUCUGAGCCUUUGGACAAUGACAGGGUAAAUAAAAUACCUGUCAAUGCUGUAAAACCUCAUCCAAGUGCCCCAGGAAACUGCAAGUCUCCUAGCACUUCUUCUUUGCUAAAAGCAUCAGUUCUGCAGAAGCAAGCCAGACAGGAGCAAGCUGCCUCCGGGGGGCAGAGUGGACCCAGAAACCCACGUGGUUCCUUGCACAGUCCUCAAACUCUAAAGCAGGAAGCUGGUGUCAAACAACCUGCAGCACAAGCACAGAGUCUUUCUAGCCCCACUGUGAGCUCUGGGUCUGUGGACACCUCUGGGCUAGGCCCUUCGCCUCAGACUUUCAGUGUCUGUGUUCAGGGUUUGCACACUAGCGGUUCAUGGUCUGUUGAAUUGGACUCUAAAAUCAGGCCUCCCAAUACAUCUCCUCACAACUCCUAUACCUCUUCCUGCAAUGAUGGGAUCAGUUUGCAAGAUGAUGGUGUUGUUAGCAAUACAGGGAAAAGGAAAGGACAGAAAUACAAGUCUAAGGACUGUGUGGUAAAGUUAGAUGGACAGACUGUAGAAGACAGCACUAAACCAGUCAGGUUAAAAGACAGGAGACUGACAUUUGACCCUGUAACAGGACAGAUCAAACCCUCCUUUCAUAAGGAGUCUUGCCAGGAGGGGGAGGUCAGACUGAGCCACAAACCUGAAUCUCAGUGGUCAGAACAGCCGAAGCAAAAUUCACCAGUUUCUCCCAGUCCCUUCCAGCAAACGGACUGGAGAGAGCUGUCAAGAAGCGAAAUCAUCCAGUCAUAUCUUAGCCAGCAAAGCAACGUGCUAACAUCAUCAGGCACCCACACCCCUGGUGCACACUUUUUCAUGACAGAGUUCUUGAAAAAAGAGGAACACCAAAAUAAAGAUGCCAAGAAAACCCACACGUUGGCACCAGAACUCCCAGCCAGGGAUUUACCGGGGGUUAGCAGAGAGGUCAUCAAUGAAGACCUGAACAGAUUACACACACAACACUGGUCCGGGGUGAACGGUUGUUAUGACACAAAGGGGACUUGGUAUGACUGGACGGAGUGCAUCUCCUUAGACCCACAUGGAGAUGAGAGCAGGUUGAACAUACUGCCAUACGUGUGUCUGGAUUGAAACUGAGGUCAGCUUUCUGGAUUGAAAGUUGCAAGCUGCCUUUGUCUUACAUCGGAGCAACUCUGCAUGUGUGGAGGCACUUCAUUUAAGUGUAAGCUGCUGUUAUGCACCAUAGGUGAAAGUGGAGUCAAUGUGCUGCCUCCUUGGGUGUAAGUGUGCAUGGAGUACAGGGGUGUAAUCUGUGUUUUUAUCAGGUUUGCGUGGGGACAGCGCAAAGGAAAAGGAAAAUGGCUAUGCAUUAUCUGACCAUUUAGUUGUUGUGUUCAGUAAGUGUACAGAUUAAUUUUCCAAUACCUGCCAUUCUUUGUAUGGGAGAUGACAUCAAAUUAAACUGCACAGCUACAUUUAAUUUGUCUUAUGUUAUUAUCAUGCCUCGUGGAAUGUGACUUUACUGAAACUUUCUUCAUCCACUCACAUUUAGUCCACAGUGCAGUAUUUAUAAAAAUAAAAUAUAGUUAAAUUUUAUGUUUAAAAAAAAAAACUGACCCUAUCAACUUUUCAAUAAAGGAGCAGUAAACUACAUAAGUGGAGAAGACAUCAAACAGAUAAAUCUACCAAUGAGGUUGUUGCUCAUGCAUCUUAACAAGCCUGUUUAGCUGCAAAAGCUGAAGCAAAAGCUAAAUGAUCGUCUGAACUGGAGCUUCAUUGACUGACACCACAGAUGUCUUUUUAUUCUGCUAGGGUGUCUGCUCUGGGGUUAUGGUUAGAUCUAUGAUAGCUGUUGGAUUUUCCAGCCCCAUUUGGGUCUCAGGUAUCAACUUGGGCUGGAGGCAGUCAGCUUCAACUGUCCUGGAAGUAGAUGUGCUGCUGUCAGUUUAGUCAGCCUUCUGAGUAUUGGAUGGACAAGGAUUACUCUUUGCCUGGGCUUGCAGUGCAUCGAAAAUCAUGGCGACAAGGUACCACCCGCUCCUCUCAGUGGGAAGAGUAAGAGUGCGUUAGCAGAGCCAUCGACAAACUGGACAGUGGCAAGGACGCCGUUCAACCGUACAUCUUCAAGUAGCUCAUUACCAUUGGUAUUAACAACUAUUAACUUUUUGUGCUGUGAACAUUUAUCAAUGCACAUUUUUAGAACCGCGGUCCCCCCCCCCCACUGCACAACCGUCUUGUGGCAAUGUUUUUUUGCUUUUUUUUUUUUAAAGCAGAAAGAAUAACUGAGAAAUCACUAUUAAAACAUUUGAAUAUUUUUCUUGUGUUGUGAGGUUUGAAUACUGUAAAGUGACAUGAAACUGCCAGAUGUGACCAUGCAGUUUGAGGUGAGAGUAAGAAAGGCUUGUAUUGGGCUAGAACAAUACACACUGAUAGAGAAAUGUGGAUGUCAUGUAUGAUAUUUAUUAUAUUUACAGAUUCAUUUGAGAUUUAUAUACAUGUUCAAACUACACUAAAUCAUUUUUUGUUAAUUUCUUUAUUCAGAAUUGGUUCAGUGAUGCAGCAGUGAUUUUUUUCCAAAUGGUUCCUGCUGACACACCAACCUACCUUUACACAGGAAACUAUCCAAAAGGACACAUUUUGAUAAUGUGAACUAAUUUUAUUUUGUACUUGCCUUUUCCCUUUACUGUGUAUUUAGGUUGUAAAAUAUUAAUUCAAAUGGCAGAGCCGAUUAUGCUACUAGCUUGCAUCUUUGUACUGUCAGGAAGAAUAUAAAUUGACAUGCUGGAUAAAGUACUUAAUAUCAUUCCUUUUAGAUAUUGUUUGCCUUAUGGAAACCUGUGUUUUCCCUAAAGACAGAGCCUUAGUGAAUGUACAGAAAUGAACAUUUUGUGUUAAGUCAAAUGCAGAAGAGAACAUAUUUGCUACUUAGUCCUUUAUGUGGACAUGUUAUGUGUUAAUAAAAAAAACUGAAGGAA
Molecule: messenger RNA, 3856 nt
Organism: Micropterus salmoides (largemouth bass)
Lineage: Eukaryota; Metazoa; Chordata; Actinopteri; Centrarchiformes; Centrarchidae
Product: mediator of RNA polymerase II transcription subunit 26-like
Exons: 3
Coding region: 279-2012 (577 amino acids)
Biological process (GO): regulation of transcription by RNA polymerase II; positive regulation of gene expression
Cellular component (GO): core mediator complex; mediator complex; nucleus
Molecular function (GO): transcription coregulator activity
Source: RefSeq, a predicted model, not a curated record